Molecule: messenger RNA, 1282 nt
Organism: Plectropomus leopardus (leopard coralgrouper)
Lineage: Eukaryota; Metazoa; Chordata; Actinopteri; Perciformes; Serranidae
Gene: atg101
Product: autophagy related 101
Biological process (GO): autophagy; autophagosome assembly
Cellular component (GO): phagophore assembly site; Atg1/ULK1 kinase complex
Molecular function (GO): protein kinase binding
Source: RefSeq, a predicted model, not a curated record
CACAAGACGUUAGAAAAACACGAAUCAGGAGCCUGUUUUGAGCCUCGCGGUUCGCCGUAGCGUGUCUUGUUGUCAUCAUUGCCUCAUCUUCCCGUCCCGUUUGUAGCAAACAUUAGCUUUAGCCUUAGCUUUUGUAACAAUGUCUCCGUGGUCAGUUCGCACGCAUUUCAUCUGAAAGCAGGUUCACAUUUACAAUAACAUUAUUUUGUGUUUUAUUAUACUGUAAUACGCAGUGUGGGAUAGGCCCCGCCCUCCGCGGAGGUAAACAAAAUAUAUCUUCGUCACUGAUCGAGCUGCCACCAUCACCCGAGCUGUCUCCUGUUAAUGGAAAUAAACAUCGUCUCGUCAUGAAUUGUCGAUCAGAAGUCCUCGAAGUGACCGUGGAGGCGAGGCAGGUGGAAGAGGCCAUGCUGUCUUUGCUGCACACCAUCUUACUGCACCGCAGCACCGGGAAGUUUCACUACAAAAAGGAGGGCACCUACUCCAUAGGUACCGUGGGGACACUGGACAUCGACUGUGACUUCAUCGAUUUCACCUUCGUCAGGGUGUCCUCAGAGGAGCUGGACAGGGUCAUCAGGAAAGCUGUGUCAGAGUUCAAGGAUGCUUUGAGCAACUCUGGCAGCGAUGGCAUGGGCCAAAUCUCUCUGGAGUUUUACCAGAAGAAGAAAUCCCGCUGGCCUUUCUCCGAUGAGUGCAUUCCCUGGGAAGUGUGGAGCAUCAAGGUCAACGUCGUCAACCUGGCCAACGAGCAGGAGAGGCAGAUCUGCAGGGAGAAAGUGGGCGAGAAGCUGGGCGAGAAGGUCAUCAAUGUGGUGGAGGUCAUAAACCGCCACGAGUACCUGCCAAAGAUGCCCACCCAGUCUGAAGUGGACAAUGUUUUUGACACCAGUCUCAAGGAUGUGCAGCCGUACCUUUACAAAAUCACGUACCAGAUCACAGACUCUCUGGGCACCUCUGUAAGCACGACGAUGAGGAGGCUGAUCAAGGACACUCUGGCACUGUGAGGACAACACAGAGAGAAGAAAGAUCUAGAAGAUUUGAUCCAUAAUUGUAUAUUUAGUCAUAACUGACACCUGAUUUAAUGCUAAAACACACAAUUUGACAACUGCACUGCUGCUACAAUGAAGCCCACAAUCAGGCAUUUCUUUCAUGUCUCUGCUGCGAUUUUGGUAUUGUUUGUACCUAAUGAUUCUUGAUUGUGUAAUGUCAAUUUAACCCUUUAAAACCUGAGCAAAUUGGCUUUAUUUCUUCUAAAAACAAGGGAAGAAGGCAAGUGCAACAA